AUGAAGUACGCUAUCGUCUUUGCCGCCGUGGCCCCCCUGGUCGCUGGACAUGGAGCCUUGACUUCGCCCACGCCCCGUAAGGCUGGCAGUGCUCUGGCCUCGGUCUGCGGAGAGCAGAUCUUCAACAACAUGAACUCGGACUCCUACGGUAACAUCCAGGGAGAGACGCAGCUCAUCCAGAGCGACUUCACUGCCGAGUGCAACCUCUGGCUGUGCAAGGGUUUCCAGUUUGAGGACAACAAGGACAACGUGCAGAGCUACACCGCCGGCCAGGUUGUGCCCAUGACCUUCGAACUUCGUGCUCCUCACACCGGAUUCGCCAAUGUUAGUAUUGUCGACACUGCCACGAACUCCGUCAUCGGCGAUGCGCUGGCCUCUUGGGACGUCUUUGCCUCCAACUCCCAGGCAACUUCAGCAAACGAGUCGUCCUACUCUGUCACCAUCCCGGAUCUCGGUGGCAAGUGUGCUACCGCUGGUGAGUGUGUCAUCCAGCACUUCUGGCACUCCGAGAGCGCCGGCCAGACCUACGAAUCCUGCGUCGACUUCACUGUUGGUGGUUCCAGCAGUGGUGGCUCGGGAUCGAGCUCGACUGUUGUUGCUGCGCCUUCGACCACAGCUGCUGCCACAAGCGCUGCUGCCUCGACUACCCAGGCUACUGCAAUCUCCAGUGCGCCUGCCGCGACCACUACCGCCGCUACCCCGACCGGAACCGAUGAUGAGGAUGAUGACUCGUGCGAGGCUGAGGAGACCAGCACCGCCCCCAGCGCCGAGGCCACCGGUGAGGCUGGCGACGAUGAAGACGACAGCUGCGACGCUGAGGAGACCGAGCCCGUCACAAGCGCCGUUCCUACCACCGCUGUCCCUACUACCCUGAUCACACGUACCAGCAGCAAGCCUGCUUCGGCCACACCUACCUCUGGGUCUAGCACUGGAAGCGUUGCGCUCUACGGACAGUGUGGCGGUAAGGGAUUCACCGGAUCAACCACUUGUGCUUCGGGUACCUGCACUGUCAUGAACGAGUACUACUCUCAGUGCGUCUAA
Molecule: messenger RNA, 1041 nt
Organism: Neoarthrinium moseri
Lineage: Eukaryota; Fungi; Ascomycota; Sordariomycetes; Amphisphaeriales; Apiosporaceae
Exons: 3
Coding region: 1-1041 (346 amino acids)
Biological process (GO): carbohydrate metabolic process
Cellular component (GO): extracellular region
Molecular function (GO): cellulose binding
Source: RefSeq, a predicted model, not a curated record